This is a messenger RNA of Pelodiscus sinensis (Chinese soft-shelled turtle), 3876 nucleotides long. It is a transcript of the gene VPS36, whose product is annotated as vacuolar protein sorting 36 homolog. Gene Ontology annotation, cellular component: ESCRT II complex; late endosome membrane. The record is from RefSeq and is a predicted model, not a curated record. Gene Ontology annotation, biological process: protein transport to vacuole involved in ubiquitin-dependent protein catabolic process via the multivesicular body sorting pathway. Gene Ontology annotation, molecular function: phosphatidylinositol-3-phosphate binding; ubiquitin binding. Lineage: Eukaryota; Metazoa; Chordata; Testudines; Trionychidae.
CGCGCUGGGUGAGGAGAAGGAGGAAGCAGCGGGCGGCCGGGCUGGGGGAGGCGGCUGUGGGGAGGCCAUGGACAGGUUCGCGUGGGCCAGCGGCCUGCUGGAGAUCAACGAGACCCUGGUGAUCCAGCAGCGCGGCGUGCGGCUCUACGACGGGGAGGAGAAGGUAAAGUUUGAUACUGGGGUAUUGCUACUUAGCACACACCGACUGAUCUGGAGAGAUCAGAAAAAUCAUGAAUGCUGCAUUGCUAUCCCUCUUUCUCAGAUUGUCUUCAUUGAAGAGCAGGCAGCUGGGAUAGGAAAAAGUGCCAAAAUAGUAGUUCAUCUUCAUCCAGCUCCUUCAAACAAAGAGCCUGGCCCGUUCCAGAGUAGCAAAUAUUCCUACAUCAAACUUUCUUUCAAAGAACAUGGUCAGAUUGAGUUCUAUAGGCGAUUGUCAGAAGAAAUGACACAGAGAAGAUGGGAAAACAUGCCUGUUUCUCAGACCAUUCAAAUUAACAGGGGUCCACAGGCAGGAAGAAUAAGGGCUGUAGGAAUUGUAGGUAUUGAGAGGAAAUUAGAAGAAAAGAGAAAAGAGACUGACAAAAAUAUUUCUGAGGCUUUUGAAGAUCUCAGCAAGUUAAUGGAAAAGGCCAAGGAAAUGGUGGAGUUAUCCAAGUCAAUAGCUAACAAAAUUAAAGAAAAACAAGGUGACAUCACCGAAGAUGAGACUAUCCGGUUUAAAUCGUAUCUGUUGAGCAUGGGUAUAGCUAACCCAGUUACUAGGGAAACGUAUGGAUCUGGCACACAUUACCAUAUGCAACUGGCAAAACAAUUAGCUGGAAUACUACAGGCACCGCUUGAGGAACGAGGGGGAAUAAUGUCACUUACAGAAGUGUAUUGUCUGGUAAAUCGGGCUCGGGGAUUGGAGUUGCUCUCUCCAGAAGAUUUAGUAAAUGCUUGUAAGAUGUUAGUGGCACUGAAAUUACCCUUAAGGCUUCGUAUAUUUGACAGCGGUGUAAUGGUUAUUGAGCUCCAGUCCCACAAUGAAGAGGAAAUGGUGGCUUCUGCUUUAGAGACAGUAUCUGAAAAGGGUUCUCUAACAGCGGAAGAGUUUGCCAAGCUUGUGGGGAUGUCUGUUCUUUUAGCUAAAGAGAGGUUGCUUCUAGCUGAAAAGAUGGGCCAUCUUUGCAGAGAUGAUUCAGUAGAAGGCUUGAGAUUCUAUCCAAACUUAUUUAUGACACAAAGUUAACCUUUUUGUAGUUCAUGCGUGUUUAUUGUUUAAUGGUUGAACACAAGAGAGCAGCCCUUUAGAUGACUGAUUUUUAAGAUUUUGGUUUGUUAAUCAAUCAUGACACUGGUGAGUUUUGUGUUGAAAUAGCUUUCUCCGCUAUUUCAAAUGCUGAGUGGUCCUAUAUGGAAUGGAGAGGAAUAUAACAGAAGAUAACCAGAGUCAGGGGGUCAGAAUCAUACUAAAAUGAUCUCAAAUUGGGAAGCUGUGUUACAUGUAGUCUGUAUAACUUUUACUCGAUAGUUUAACUUUUCACUUCAGAAGUGAGAUGGUUUCACUAGAGUAAAAGUGGAUGUCUGUUUGCAAAGGCAGAGAGCGCAUCGAACAUUGUCAUUUACUGUGUAUAAAUAAUAACAAGGUAAUUGAAGUGUGUACAUUUUAAGCAUGCUUCCUUUCCAUACUCUCCAACUUCAGUAUAUUUUCUGUGUGAGUUCAGAUCAGAGACCAUAUAGCCAGAGGGAUGAGAAAUGUGACAUGGCUGAUGCGAGUAGAAUUCUGAGGAAUUAAGCAAAAUUGAAUGCUCCCUUUUCCUAGAAAAUAUAGUUUUCCUAGCAAGGAUCCCAAAUUUUGGGAAUCAAAGCCCAUGGAAUUCUUUAUAGUUAUAAAAUGACUUGCCUUAAUAGAGAGUAACCUAUGUUAUGAAAAUCUGGAAAGCAUGGGGUUUAAAUGUCAUGUCUAAUGGUAAAUAGACAAACACGAAGAAUCGUGAGAGCAGAUGUCUUCAUUUGCUUGCUCUUUCUCUCCAAAAAGCUUCAUUAUGUUGCAGUUUGUGUGUGCUUUUGCCCCCUUCUUUAGAUAGUGUUGAGGAAAAUCAAUUUUGUGUCACUACAUCCUGUCCAGCAGCAUAAUGAGCUGGUUUUCCUUUUGCACUUCUAAAGGAAGUUCAUUCAUCAAAGCCACUCACCAUGUGUCUGUCUUGGAGAGAAGGUUGGUUAACUUGCAUAUCCUUAGUCUGCAGAAACCAGUGUUUUAAUGUUAAAAGGAGGAACAGAAAACCCCUCAUAUUUAACUAUCAAGAGGUAUAAAUCCUUUGGUUUACCUAUGCCGCAGACUUACAGAAUUCAUUUACACAGCCCUAACUUUCGGUAAUUCCAGUAGACCUUGUUAUUAGUUAUAUGUUUUGGAAGUGCUAAAGUUAAAUAGAUGAUAGGUGAGUGUCAAAGAGCCCACAUGAGUUAAGAUUUCUGGGUUUCCACCUGACAAAUUAUGAUACAUUAUUGCAGAAUUCAGUUCAAAGUUUGGAUGAGGAUAUCAUUAAUGUAGCUUUGAAUGAAGGAUGUGGCAAUUAGGGAUGUUAAAGGGUAACUGGUAAGCACAUGCUUUAUGCUUACUGGCUAACUGGUUAAUCAGAGCCUCUUCCUUCCCUCCUCCACAAUGGUCUAACCAGCAGGGCAGCCGUGAACCUGGAGCAACCCCCACCUCCUGCGUCGGGGUUGGGACAGCCCCUGCUGCCCACAGCAGGGAAGGUACAGCCCCGCCACCCAUUCUGGGAUCAGAACAGUCCCUGCACCUGCAGCCAGUGGUUAACCAGUUAAAUGCAUCGUUGUCCAGUUAACUAUUUUGGGUAGUUUUUACAUCCCUAGUGGCAAUAAUAAUCAGAUGGAAGUUAAGCGAAAGGAAAUAAAGAAGUUCUUCCAAUUGUCUGAAAAUGUUUCUAGAAAUCUUACAAUAUCACUACAGUUUGGUCAAGGUUGAGGGGUCUACCCACGCUUCUGUUGACUUCAGUGAUGCUUGUCCCAUGCAUGCUCAUGUUUUUGGUAGUAAUAUGAAAAGUUACUGCUUUCCCAUAUACUUCUGCUUAAAGUUUGUUUUGGUUCACCUCCCACCAUUCCAUUGCAAGCUCUUGUAAGAUUCUUAUUUGGAAAAAGACAUGCUGUCUUCUAGUGCAUCUCGCUAAUUAGCUUUCAUGUUCUCCUCAAAUGGAGGGGAGCUGAAAUUCAUGGCUCAGGCAGGGAAAGGAAUUACAAAGGGGAGAACUAACUCCAAGGUAUUCUCCAUGCUCUAUUACUAUCUCUGAAGCAGUUUGUGGUAGGAUCCGGAUGUAUGCAUGAGGAUGCAAGGGCCUGUUGAACUCCACUCACAUUCUUUGCUUUUUUUCACCUCACCCCAGAAAAUAAUAGGCUAGAUCAUCACAACUUACUCUGGACUAUGUACUUUCAAAGAGAGUUGAAGAACCAAGAGAAAAAAAAAGGACUCUUAAAGUGGAUGUUCUUGCUAUCAGUGUGUCACAAAGAGCCAUGAAUGUUAGGUAAAGAUCCACUAGAUUAGGUGGUUGAAACCUUCUUAAGGAGGCAGCUUUUCCUCUCCACAGGUAUGAUGAAGAUGUAAAAAGAAAGUAUCAGCUUCACACUCCUAGUUUCCAUUCCACUACUCAGGAAUAACCCAUUAGUGCCCUUAGUUUGUCUUAGUUGAGCAAUAACGGUAUAACGUGCAUCUUAGUUUUAGUCUUAUGGUAUUUCCUUGGCCUUUUUUCAAGAUAUGACUUUUUCUUUGUAUUGGGAAAGAAAAAACUAUGGGUUAAAUUAUGUGGCUCAUUUAGAAUUUAAUUGUAUAUAUUAGAAAAUUGUUGCCACAAAGAAAUACAAAUAAACCGAUUUUUGUAAUUUGUC